Messenger RNA from Miscanthus lutarioriparius, 1818 nucleotides. NCBI's taxonomy places the organism in Eukaryota, Viridiplantae, Streptophyta, Magnoliopsida, Poales, Poaceae. The record is from the annotation of a GenBank genome assembly.
AUGGCGCACUCGCUAAAGUUUGUUGUGCGCAUCAAGCUUCUCAGAUUCUAUCGGACACGUGUUGGAUCUCGUGCCUACGCUGUUGCCUGGGCGUCCAUGGAGCUGGGCGUGGAGGCAGCACGAUGGAUGAUCGACAAGGCGUUGGGCCCUGUCUCGGGCGGGGUGCUGGAGGCGUGGGCGGCCAGCACCGAGCUGGGUCGCAACAUCGAGGCUCUCAGGAUGGAGCUGCUGUAUGCGGAAGGCAUGCUCAAGUUGCUCAACAAUGCCCGAGGCCAUGGCCUAGGGAUGAAGAAUCCGGCGCUGUCCGAGCUGCUACAGAAGCUACGGGCCUUGGCGUGCAGGGCCGACGACGCGCUCGAUGAGGUCAACUACUUCCGCAUCCAGGACGAGCUCGAAGGAACCUACCACGCGGCUGAGGAGCAUGAGGGAGGUUGCCUUCGCAACCACGCCCUUAAUUCUCGCCACGCCGCCAGAGCCAUUGCAAAGAUGCUUGGCUUCUCCAAGUGCUCCGCCUGCUUUGCUAGUUUGCUGAUGCUACCCACGACGAGCCAUAUGAAGAUACAACAAGCGCAAGAGUCCUCCCGUGUGGUGGACAUUGGCCAUGUCCAUGUGGAAGUGGAACCCAUCAACUGCACCAUUCAUACUGUUGGUAAACAAAUUCCACUUCCAUGCUACUCGUCAGUUUCAUCUGCACAAAGUGCUGCAAACUCCAAUGCUACAUCCACUGGGCGUCGAUUGCUCUGUUGUGCCCAAACCAAUAAGACACGACAAAGAGAGCGCGUCUUACAAACACCGAAGAUGAAGUUUGAUAGGAUUGAGAUGUCUCGAAAGAUGAAGGAUAUUAUAGAGCAGUUAAAGCCUCUAUGCGCCACGGUAUCCACAAUUCUUAAUCUAGAAUUUCUGGCAGCCAACCUAAACAAUAAUGGCCAGUACAUGGCUACGGGUCGGCCCAUAACCACCUCAGAGUCUAUAGAGCCUGAAUUUUAUGGUAGGAAGGACGUCACAUGUACGCUUAUCAAUGACAUUACCAAGGGAAAAUACCGUCAUAUGGACGACCUAGCGGUACUCCCAAUUGUUGGUCCAGGAGGCAUAGGGAAGACGACUUUCACACAACACAUAUAUAAGAAAAACUACAUGAUCAUUUUGAGAAGAUUACAAAAAUUCAGUGAAGAAGAGAUAAUUCACUUUUGGAUUCACGAGGAAGAAGAUGAUAAUGGGCACACUUAUUAUGUUAUUCAUGAUCUAAUGCGUGAAUUAGGGCUAAAGGUUUCAGCAAAUGAAUGCCUUAGCGUAUAUAGUUCAAAUAUGAGAUACAUACAAAUCCUUCCAUCGGCCCGCCACUUGUCCAUCAACAUAGAUGAUUCAAGUGUCAACGACAGGAAGGCUUUUGAUAUUUGUAAAGAAGAUUUUAGUGUACUAGGAGAAAGAAUAAAAGUUGAGAACCUGCACUUGUUGAUGCUAUUUGGGAAAAACCAAGGAAGGGAAGGAGCAGAUGAAGCAAAGUUAAUGCAUAAGAGAAACCUGAAUGAGUUAGAAUUAAACUGGAGUUCAAAACGGUCUAACAUGGGUCCUGCACGUGAAGAACAAGUUCUUGAAGGUCUCAAGCCACCUUGCAAUCUUAAGAAACUAAGCAUUAGAGGGCAUGGAGGUUGUAUUUUUCCUUCUUGGUUAGGUCUGAACCUGUCGGUUCAAAAUCUGGAAUCUCUUGGUCUAGAUGGCGUGGACUGGGAAACAUUUCCACCUAUAGGUGAUGGGUUGCAGCUAGUUAAUAAGGGCGCUAAAAAAAAAAGAGUAAUAGCCCUAGCCAACACUUCAUGA